Messenger RNA from Homalodisca vitripennis (glassy-winged sharpshooter), 576 nucleotides. RefSeq names its product gustatory receptor 68a-like. Bases 1 to 576 code for a protein of 191 amino acids. Gene Ontology annotation, biological process: sensory perception of taste. Gene Ontology annotation, cellular component: dendrite; axon; membrane. The transcript has 4 exons. The record is from RefSeq and is a predicted model, not a curated record. Lineage: Eukaryota; Metazoa; Arthropoda; Insecta; Hemiptera; Cicadellidae.
AUGAUACUAGACUUGGUGGCUCUGCAAAUUCUGGCAGCUUCUACAUUCUUCAGCGGCACAUGCAAGUACCCAAGGAUAUUUGACGUCUUUGGCACACUAGAUCGAGUCUAUCGAGACCUUCAGUUUCAAGAACAGAGAGGUCAAGGUCCAAGCACUACGGUAUAUAAGAUCAAGAAAAUGAAGUCACUGAUGAACACCUACUGGAUGCUGUGUGACGCCGUACACCAGGCUAACGACUUCUACUGCGAUCAGCUGAUGGCCGUUAUGUUCUCCUUAUUUGUUCAAGUCACUAUCAAGUCCUACUUCUUCUUCUUGCACGUCAGAGCUGGUUACAUGUUCGGCAUGACUAUGGAUGCAGUCUGGGUCCUGGUUCUCAUCUGCUAUGCGAUUUUGGUUGCGAACUCAAGCACGGAUAUCACUAACUCGCUUGAAGGAUUCCUACUGCAGUUGCCUCACCACAACGCAAGAUUCUCUGCUCGUGGAUUUUUCCAGAUCCAUAAUGAGACCCUUACAUCAAUGGGUGGAGCGGUGACAACUUACCUAGUGAUACUGAUCCAGUUCCAGACUGAGAAGUAA